AGUGUUUUUCCUGGUAUAUUAAGGAAUAACAAUUAUUGUGUUAUGCAAAAAAACAAAAACAAAUGCUUAAUCUUUAAACAUCAAGCUAUUGUGCAUAAUUAACGGACCAGAAACGUGAUUUACCAGCAAUCAACAUCCGGACCGGGAAUUUCAACCCAACCAUGACUUCAAUUUCUGAAUGAAAUUCCCAAAACAAGAUUUUGAACAAACAAAGAAGCAAGUAAACAAAUACAUAUCCGGUUGAAAUUUCAGCUCACUUUACGACAUUCACAAAUGUAACUCGACAAGAAGACAUCAAAGUUGCAGCGUCACUCAAAUAAUCUUAAUUUAUUCUUUUUUUCUAUUUGAAUUAUUGGGCCUGGCGUAAACUAGUUAUGUCAGACGUGCUGCGGUUCCUGUCAUUUGAGGUCUGAGAGCAGGUUUUGGAACAUCACUGGAGUCGGGAAAUCGAUCGUUAAAUCCAACGAUGCACAGGCAUCUAUAAGAGACAUUAACUUGUAUCUUGUCCUUGCUUCAGACACUCUCCGGAGAGCAUGACACAAGAUCUGUUCACGAGGUAGAAAACAGUUGGACAACUUUUAAAAGUGUCAGUAAAAUUGAUGCUUCACAUUCGAUCGCACUCUUGUGCAAAUAGAUUAAUAAUUGAAUCUCAAAUUUGAAAGAGAACCUCAAAGUUGGUAGGACCUUUGAAAUUUCUUUGCCAUGUGUCAAAUGUGCAAAGAAAUUGACCCGUCACGCUUUGACCCAUCCGCCUCACGGGAAAGCGAGCUGAAAUCACGAUACGCCCCUGAACGGCGAAACGGCAUAAUUUGAAUACAAUCAACCCUGAAAACUGAACCCUUUGUCAUGGAUAUUUUGUUUGCGACAGAUGCAACGGUGCGUAUUGUUUUAUCUCAUUGGACAUCAGUGAUCGGUACAGGUGUACGAUAUAAAGGGCAACCAGCGAGCCUGACCACAACUGGGUACAGCUGUGCGGGGUUCAGUUGUGAGUUACUGCGAACGGAAGAACUGCAUCGAACAAAAUCAGCUGGUUUGACGAAUCUCUGAAUGAUUAUUCUUCUGGACAUCAUGCCAGGCGAACCUUAACACAACGAUAAUCAGAGUUGGCAUGCGAGACAUAGAAGUACCAGUCACCAAGCAGUGAGGCUGCACAUAAUGUGUCACACUUCAACGAUGGCAGAGGAUACUCCACGGGAAAACGAUCCGAAGAACCGGGACCCCUGCAGGGGGCGUGGCUGUGGCCAGCUUAGGAUCACUCGAUGGGGGCGUGUGGUCGUCGUGGCAUCGUUCCUGACGUUCCUGCUCCACAAUGGUGUCUUGGGCACCUUUGGUGCGUUCAUACCGCUCCUCUUAAAGGAAUUCCAGCAGGGCUCUGGGCAGCUAGGAUGGGUGGUCAGCUCCGGGAUCGCUGUGGAGAAUUUUGCAGGACCGGUGGGAAACAUGGUCGCGAGGAGGAUCGGUUGUCGCCGAGCUGUCAUGCUUGGAGGCGCCCUUCUAGCUUGUGGGACUGCCACAGCAUCUUUAGCCACCUCUGUCUACCAUUUGUUUGUCUGCCUAGGGCUAAUAGCAGGUCUUGGUGGGUCGAUUAUCCACGUAGCGAUCGUGAUUGCGGUUGGGCAGUUCUACAGUAGGCAUUACACCGUGGCCAACGGUAUCGCGUAUGCAGGGCCUGGCGCUGGUGUUUUUGUCUUCCCACCACUUAUUGAAUACUUGAAUGAAACUUACGGCUGGAGGGGAAGCCUAGUCAUAGAAGCCGCCAUCGUGUCUAAUGUCAUGGUGAUGGGGGCGCUCUUCCGACCCGCUGCCUGGUUCAAAUCGCGCAGGUCAAGUGUCGUCAGAGAUGAUGAAGUAAGAAGACAGUUGGAUUAUGAGCCUCUUGCUACCGGCCAGAUGCAGAGUGGCAUUAGAGAUGGUAGCUAUGAGGACGAUGGGUCAUCUGAUAGUGGCAUCUCAGAGCUUUCUUUAGAAACUAAAGGUUCUAGGAGAAGCUCAACCAUCCAACCACCUGGGAGUGAGAGAGACUUCAGUUCCAAGUCUUCAACCAAGACAACCAAGACGUACCGUCGGAAAUCAAUACUUACCCAGACCAACACACCAGCCAUGCUUGCCAUGUGUGUGGCCUGUGUGUUCCACACCGCCGGCUACUCGGGAAUCUCCGUUCAUCUCGUUAACCAGGCUGUGUCAUCUGGUAUGACGAUCCAGCAAGCUUCACUGUUACUCUCCUGCAUUGGUAUCGGUAGUCUGGUAGGCAGGCUAUCCCACGGCUGGUUCCUGACUCGCAAGUACAUCACACCAUCGUGGAUGUACACCCUGUCAUUGUUGGUCUCAGUUGUUGCCACAGCAAUGCUUCCCCUAACAACCACUUUUGGAGGGAAGAUUGUCUUAGCUACAGCCGCUGGAUUUUGCAGCGGUGUUUACUUCUCGUUAGUUGCUGUCAUUCUACGAGAACUUGUUGGUAUUCUGUACCUCGGAGUUGCCUUCGGAGCGUCUCUGUUCUGUUCAGGCCUCGGGACAUUGCUAGGAGGUUACGUUAUUGGCGUUCUGAAGGACGUGACGGGAAGCUACUGCAUACCGUACUACCUGGUUAGUGUCUUCUUUGCCGUGGCUGCAAGCUUCUCUCUUCCACGGCCAGUCAUCCAGUGGUACCGUGCACGAAAUAAACGCCGCCAAGAACCCAGGCCAACUCCUGUGUGACAGCGUUCUAGAACACCUACCACAUGUAGAACGUUCCUUGUAUAGGGCUCGUUCAGCGACGGCCAUCUCUGUAGGAGAACUGCAACUGCGUAUUUUACGCAAUCAAGCACGCAUUGCGCAGUGUUGAAA
This is a messenger RNA of Patiria miniata (bat star), 2823 nucleotides long. RefSeq names its product monocarboxylate transporter 11-like. The transcript is spliced from 6 exons. The record is from RefSeq and is a predicted model, not a curated record. Lineage: Eukaryota; Metazoa; Echinodermata; Asteroidea; Valvatida; Asterinidae. Gene Ontology annotation, biological process: monocarboxylic acid transport; transmembrane transport. Bases 1156 to 2694 code for a protein of 512 amino acids. Gene Ontology annotation, molecular function: monocarboxylic acid transmembrane transporter activity.